UUUCGACAAGGAGAGAUCGUGGGCACGCGCGCGCGAGUGUGUGUGUGCGUGAGAGAGAGAAAGAGAGGAAGAAAGAGAGAGGGUGACGAUGACAGGGAUAGGAGAGAAAAGAAAGAAGGGAGAGUAAAGAGAGUACGGGGAAACAACCCCGGUAGCCGAGACACCGAAGGGUGUAGCGUGAUUCUGAUUUCUUGAUAUCCGUUUCACUGGUACAUUUUCUCGACCGAACGUUUCGAAGAACCUGACAAUGGAUGCGACGAAGAUCGGCAAGGACAAGGGAAAGAACGGCAAGGAUGGCGAGACAAGUGACGAGGCGAAUAAGGUAACCGGAGGACCACCGGCAACUGCUGCACCACCGCCACCAACGUUGAUUAACAAAAUCAAAUAUCAACCGGGAGGUCCGGUGAUAAAGAAAGAUAAACGGCAAAGUAGCUCAAGAUUUAACAUAUCGAAAAAUCGCGAACUUCAAAAGUUGCCGCUUCUAUCCGAAACGCAACAAGGAAACGAAAGAGAAGAGCUAUUUAUCCAGAAACUACGACAAUGUUGCGUGCUGUUCGACUUCGAGUCCGAUCCCCUGUCGGAUCUCAAAUGGAAAGAGGUGAAGCGUACCGCUCUCAACGAGAUGGUCGAGUAUGUCAAGAACAAAAACACGAUCACAGAGGCGAUCUAUCCCGAAGCAGUGAAUAUGUUCGCAGUGAAUUUGUUUCGUACACUCCCUCCAGCAUCAAACCCGAAUGGAGCGGAGUUCGAUCCGGAAGAAGAUGAGCCAACGUUAGAAGCUGCUUGGCCUCACUUGCAGCUGGUUUAUGAGUUCUUUUUACGAUUGCUCGAGUCUCCGGAAUUUCAGCCCACUAUCGCCAGACGUUACAUAGACCAGAAGUUCGUGCUGCAACUUUUAGAGCUGUUUGAUUCAGAGGACCCACGAGAAAGAGAUUUCUUGAAGACAACGCUUCAUAGGAUUUAUGGGAAGUUCUUGGGGCUCAGAGCAUACAUCAGGAAACAGAUAAAUAAUGUGUUCUAUCGAUUUAUAUACGAAACCGAACACCACAAUGGUAUUGCUGAACUUCUCGAGAUUUUGGGAAGUAUAAUCAAUGGAUUUGCAUUACCACUGAAGGAUGAACAUAAAGUAUUUUUAUUGAAGGUGCUUUUACCUUUACACAAAGCCAAAUCGCUCUCUGUAUAUCAUCCACAGUUGGCAUACUGCGUGGUUCAGUUUUUGGAGAAAGAUCCGUCGUUGACUGAACCUGUUAUGAGAAGCUUGUUGAAAUUCUGGCCGAAAACACAUUCCCCGAAGGAAGUAAUGUUUUUAAAUGAACUUGAGGAGAUUCUCGACGUGAUCGAACCUGCGGAAUUCCAGAGAGUCAUGGAUCCGUUAUUUAGACAAUUAGCAAAAUGUGUAUCAUCUCCACACUUCCAGGUGGCUGAAAGAGCUCUAUAUUAUUGGAACAACGAAUACGUAAUGUCCCUUAUAACGGAUAACUAUUCCGUUAUUUUGCCAAUCAUGUACCCAGCAUUCUACAGAAAUUCUCGUAAUCAUUGGAACAAAACGAUUCACGGUUUGAUCUACAAUGCAUUGAAGCUUUUCAUGGAGAUAAAUCAGAAAGUAUUCGAUGAGUGUACGCAACAGUAUUUUCAGGAUCGGCAUAAAGAAUGGAAGCUUAUGAAAGAUAGAGAUGAAGCGUGGAUGCGCGUUGAAGCUCUAGCAAUGAAACAUCCGAAUUACAACGCGACUAUAAAAGGUAUUACGAACACAACACCUAGCACGAUGUCGCAGCAACAAUUAGACAGCCCUCCGCCUGACGAAGAUGGAGAUACAGAUCAAUCUCCGCUCACAUUGGAAAAGAUAGAAGCGAAAGCGAACGAGGCAAAAAAAAUGACCAACUCCAAUAAAACAAAGCCACUUUUGCGAAGGAAAAGCGACUUACCCCAAGACACGUACACAAUGCGGGCAUUGUCAGAUCACAAACGCGCAGACGAAUAUCUCGAUACGCCACCGGAUCCUAACAAUUGCUAGUCUCUACCGCAAUCUCUUCCCAUGUAUCCUCUCUUUUGCUGCAGUGAUUUUGGGAGUUAGCUUUUUUGAAGAGAGAAACGAAACAGCGAUGAAUCGGAUCUAAUGAAUCGAGUGAUCAUCACAUUCGACGACAACCGUUUACAACAGAAUUUAAUCGAACAGAGAAGUCAACAAUGUCGUAAUUAUCGCUCUUCUCCUUC
Molecule: messenger RNA, 2214 nt
Organism: Eufriesea mexicana
Lineage: Eukaryota; Metazoa; Arthropoda; Insecta; Hymenoptera; Apidae
Product: serine/threonine-protein phosphatase 2A 56 kDa regulatory subunit gamma isoform
Exons: 9
Coding region: 248-2014 (588 amino acids)
Biological process (GO): protein dephosphorylation; signal transduction
Cellular component (GO): cytosol; protein phosphatase type 2A complex; nucleus
Molecular function (GO): protein phosphatase activator activity
Source: RefSeq, a predicted model, not a curated record